This is a messenger RNA of Chenopodium quinoa (quinoa), 738 nucleotides long. RefSeq lists its product as uncharacterized. The coding region runs from base 1 to 738 and encodes 245 amino acids. The transcript has a single exon. The record is from RefSeq and is a predicted model, not a curated record. Lineage: Eukaryota; Viridiplantae; Streptophyta; Magnoliopsida; Caryophyllales; Amaranthaceae. Gene Ontology annotation, molecular function: nucleic acid binding.
AUGGCCAUUAUAGGGAAGCCUCUUUAUGGGACACAUGGGGAACUCCUACAUGAUGGAAAAUAUGGGAUAUUCCCAUUCACACAGCAAGAAAGGGCAAAGAAGUCAAGCAAAAACAAACCAGCUGGCACAUUGGUCACAAAAGCACUUCAAAAUGUCAACAGAGAUGCAAUAAGGGACAUGCUACUUAACAAAGUCAUACCAUCAAUAGUGUCAAAAUGGCCAGCAAGUUUGCCCAAAAAUGUGGUGAUUCAAUGGGACAAUGCAAGGCCACAUCAAAUACCAAGAGAUGAAGAGUUCAUUGUAGCAACACAAGCAAAUGGAUUUAAUAUUGAGUUUGUGUUCCAACCAGCACAAUCACCAGAUUUGAAUGUGUUAGACUUAGGUCUGUUUAGAUCUAUUCAAUCUUUGCAAUAUCAAUCUUUUCCAAAGAAUGUAGAUGAACUUGUUGAAAAGGUCAUUGAGUCUUAUAACAAUUUCAAACCAGAAGUAAACAAGUACAUUUGGGUGACAUUACAAAGAUGCAUGAUCAAGAUUCUAAAGGCAGAAGGAGGGAAUAAGUACAAAAUCCCACAUAUGAAUAAGAAAAAGCUGGAGAAUUUAGGCAUUCUCCCAAAUCAGAUUGAAGUAGAAAGGAGUAUAGUGGUGGAAGCUGUGGAAUACCUGAACACAAUGUUCAGGCCAGCAACCCAGGGAAAUCAUGAAGCAGAAAUAGAAGACAUGGAGGUAGAUGCAGACUAA